Messenger RNA from Cataglyphis hispanica, 7754 nucleotides. RefSeq names its product S phase cyclin A-associated protein in the endoplasmic reticulum (gene ssp3). Bases 238 to 5127 code for a protein of 1629 amino acids. The record is from RefSeq and is a predicted model, not a curated record. The transcript is spliced from 15 exons. Lineage: Eukaryota; Metazoa; Arthropoda; Insecta; Hymenoptera; Formicidae.
UGUAUGUUGUAUGUUUGACAAGACACAGUGGCGAACAUUUGAUGAGUGUCAUUCGUUAUAAAGGAUAACGUGGGAGAUUGUAAAUAUUGGUUUAUGAAAUAUAUCUUGUCGACGUGUCGUCAUCUGAAGAUCAUACAUCUUGUUUACUUGAAGCAUAUAUUAUAUUUUUAAUUACAACGAUCUAACCUAGACAAGAGUCGAUCAACACGAAAUGACAUUAUCAUAGAUAUCUAUAAAAUGGCAGACGUCAGAUUACUCAUCCAGGAAGAAGGUCGUGCAGCCAGAAACUUAGUAGCUUUUAAUGUACCUGUUGGUACAAAUAAUAUAGAGAAAAUUACAAAAAAGCCACCCAGUGUGCCAAGACAGAUUCAAUCAGGUACAACAAAGCGAUCCAUGAAACCAACUACAAGAGUGAGAUCUGCUUCUACAGGUCGUGAUAAGAAAUCUGAAUUACAGGCACGAUAUUGGGCAUUUCUAUUUGGAAAUUUACAAAGAGCAGUUGACGGUAUUUAUCAAACAUGUGAAGAAGAUGAAAAUAUUUCUGAAUGUAAAGAAGUUAUUUUAGUGCUAGAAAAUUAUACCCGAGACUUUCAUAACUUGAUAGAAUGGUUCAAAGUUAAGUGGGCUUAUGAAAAUUCGUCACCACCAUUAAGACGAACUCCUUUGGCUUGGGAAGUUAGAAAAACUUCUCCUUGUCGUAUAUGGAAUUCAAUAGUUCCAAAAUGUACUAGUCCUUUGCAAAGAAUAAGCCCAACAGAAUUUUCUUGCAAGAGUCCAAUUGAUCAAACCAUAUGUGAAAAUAAAAUUACUAUUGUAACAGACAAUAAAGUUAAUCAUGUAAAAGAAGAAUUUGUUCAUAAAUUAUUGAAAGAUAAUAAAAAUAAUGUUUGCAAAAAUUGUUCUUCUGAUAUUAAAGAAAAACGUAAAAAUGGAAUAGAUAAGAUUGGGAAUCAAACAACGAAUAAAGAAAAAUCCGCAUCAACAAAAGCAGUUAAAGUAUUUAUGAAACAACCUGUGCAAUCAAAAGCCAAUAGUUUUGCAGAUCGUAAGACGUUAAAUGAAGGUGCUACAUGCGAUUCUAGAAAUAAGGUGGAUGUUAAAAAUGUUUCUAAACAAACAAAGGACUGUUUGCACAGUAAUAUUAUAAAGCUAGCCGAUUCUAAUUUAUCUGCAGAAAAACGAGAACCAUGUAAAAGUAAUAAGGAUGUUCAGACUUCAUGUAGUAACUGUGAAGUUAUGCAAAAAGAAAGUAAUGGUGUGAAUAUUAGAGACAAUAAGACAGAUGGAAAAAAUGCAGAUAGCAAAUUAUCAUGUAAUAAAAGUAACAUUGGAUUGGGAAAGCAUGAAACUAAUGCCAAAGUUAAGAAAGAUAAUAUUAAAAAACGUGAAAACAAUCAUAUUAAUACUGAAAAAAUAAAUAUGAAAAUACCCAUGACUCAAAAUACUUCAGAAAAAAUUAAUCAAGUUAAUCAUCAAAUAAGUAAACAUUCCCAUGAAAUUGCCGAUAAAUCGAAUAAUAAGGAUAUUCGAAACACAUCAACUAGCUCUGUAUUAAUCAAUGCAAAUAGACCUGCUUACUCAACUGUGUCGCAAACCAAAUCUAAAAUACAAUCAUCAACUUCAAGCGAAACUCCAAAGUUUAUUAGAAGUAAGACUUGUUUAAGUGACAAGAAUUUAUCUACUUCAAAUAAAAGAAGGCCUGGAACGUCUGUUAUUGUGAGAGAACGAUUUCAAAUUCCUGAAAACAAGUUAUCUGAACAAAAUGUCUUUAAAAAAGAUCAAACUAGAGAAAUGAAUGGAUCAGUAGAAGUUUUAACCAAACAAACAACACCUCCAAAGACAAAAGAUGAAAGUGAUGGCUGGCAAACAGUUAGGAACCGUUGUAGAAGAGGAAGCACUCAUAAUUUGAAUAUGUCUACGCGCUUUCAUAAACCAAGCACUGCUUUAUCGUUGCCAGCUUUGUCAAUAGAAAGUCCAUCAGAGAAGAUAAAGAAGACUAGUUACACACCUGAUGGAAACAACAGGCAAAGGAAAAAAUGCUUUGUAGGAAAAACUGGCAAAAACAUGAAUAAUGAAGUUGAAAAAGUAAAGGGAGAAUUUAUGACAUCUACAAUUAAGAGUAAUCUCGAAGAUACACUAAAAAAGAAUACUUUAAAUUUGUGCGACAAUUCAACGUCAAUGAUUGCAGCUAUCUUUAAGAAUGAUGCAGAGUUACUCGAGAAACGCAUACAACAAUUCAUGGCUGCUCAGGCAGAAAGAGAAAGAAUUAUUUUAGAAGAAGAAAGGAAGACGGAAGAAGCAGAUUCUCAAAGAUCUCAGCAGUUGUCGGACGAAGAGGCAUUCUUGCAACGGCAAAUUAUGGAAUUAGAAUCUACUGAGAUCGACAUUGAUACGGAAACGGACGAGACAGAUGGUGAAAUGGUUCUUGAAAUGGAAGAUGAGCCUACAGAGUUACUUAGUAGUGUGACUGAUGAUAUUAGUUUAGAGGAUAGGUACGAAAAUAUGUUGGAGGGAAUGUCUUGGGCGGAACGGGUUGAUACUCUUGCACAAUUGCGUGCAUUAGUAGCUCGCCAUCCGGGGCGUGCUUUAGAAUUGCAUCAGAAACUUUCGUCUCCGUCGCGAAAAAGAUCGCUCCCCGAAACAUUAAGAAGAUAUCAAGCAAAACAAGCUUGCGCGCAAGAUAAACGUAAAAAACUAUUAAUGGAGAAGUCGCAACGAUUGCGAGAGUUAUUGAACAAAGUGGAAGACGUCAAAAGCGCAAAAAAUCAAUUAAUAGAAGACAAACGAAUCAGGAUGGAAAUGAGACUUAAAAGGGCAGAAGAAAAUAGAACGCAACAUUUAUUAGAAAUAGUGAGGAAAGCACAUGAUGAAGACUCAAAAUUAAAAGAAAUAGCUUUUAUCAAUGAACUUGAAGCGCAAAAUAAGAGGCAUGAUUUUAUGGCAUUAUGUCAAGAACAGGAAGAAAGAUUACAGGGAAUUCAAGAAGAACGUCAACGUCGACAGGAAGAAAAAGCUGCUAAAGAGGCCGCAGCCGAAGAACGUCGAAGAGCUUUGGAAGCAGAGCGGCAGCUAAGAAUACAAAAAAUGAAACAAGCGCGACGAGAACGCGAGGAGAGAGUUGGUAAAAUGCAACUUGAAAGAGAAAAAGAACGGCAGGAAUUAGCGAGGGAAAAGGCACGAGAUCGUGAAGAACGCUUAUCGGCACUUCACGCGGCUCAACUAGCUAAUCAGGAAGAGUUGCAGAAGAAAAUAGCGCAGAAGCAGCAAGAAUCCGCUAGACGGCAUGUGGAAAAUAUUGAGCACAUUCGGCAACGUGCUGUUGAAUCUUCAAUCUUAAGAUCGGAAGAAGUGUCACCCACUCUUAAAUCUUAUCCCGCUCAGAAGCAGUGUUCCUUAUGCGGCACAAUUAUAUCUAACGAAGUGCACCUUUUAAGUCACUUGAAAGGGAAAGCGCAUCUUGAAGCGGUACGAAAUGCGCACGACAACCGCGAGCCAUCGCGAGACGAACUCCAACGUUUUAAUAUUGCACAAAUACGGGAUGUCCCGGUCACUGUCAUCAAUAAUAACAACGCAAACAGCAGCAAGGCCGCGAGAGAAAAGCAAAAAGCGUUAAAGCGCCGAUGUAGGAAGAUAAAACAACGCAUCAGCUUACGUGGGCAAGAAUGGGAGGAUAAAUGUAAAAAUGAAAGUAAUCAGAAUUUAUCCAUCGAAUCGGCCAAUAAAGUCAAAUUUCGACGCAAUUUAAAAGAGUUAGAUAGAUUGUACAAUAAUCAUUCCAAAUCUGCAUGGUCGACUAUAUCACUUGCUGCCUUGGAGCGCUGUUUGGGUGAAAUUACUCGAGCCUUCUCCAAAUCCUGUCCAUUUGAUCAAGAUGUUUUCAGAUACUUGAAUGGAUUUGACACUUUAACGAAUUUAUUGAACUUAGGCUUGAAUGCACAAAAUACAUCAUAUAAUUUAUCAAAUAAAGCACUUAUAUCACUGUGUCGAGUUUAUAAAGCAAGCCUCAAUGAAAAUAUCGAGAAUACAGAAGCCAUUCUAUUAAGCAACAAAAUCCUCGUUAUUUUGGAUUUACUUUUACAACGUCUAGAGACUCUGACUAGUCUCGACGACCACGCACAGACUCAGGAUGUAUCCGCCAAUUCAACCGGAAAUGGAAUGGUAGCCGCCAGCGCGACGCAGUUGCUGUGCAGCCUGAUCCCUGAAGAGCUUUUUGAGAAAACAGUCUUGCAGACUCGCGUUCAAGAUAUUGCCGGAUAUCUGGUAGCCGGCGGCUUAGUGGAUCGCGUGUCACGCCACAGCCGGGCCCUGAUCGAGACGGAUUUCUUUCUGGAUCAGGAGCACGAGUCGCCGUUGCUGGUAUCGUCUUACGAUCUCAUCGCGCGUAUCUGCGGUCAUCUGAGGCGGUCUGCCGAUCAAGAUAAUGUCAACGUGCACGGCGAGGGCGGCGGCGGCAGUAACGUCGAGCAAACAAGCAACGAGUCGCACUUGCUGUCGACUUUAUCGUCGAGCGAGGCCUCAGGCGCGAUCGGCGCCCUUUACGCGGCGGUCGCAUUCACGCCGCAGAAUCAGAAAGGUGGUACCUCGCCGACGCCUAAUCACACAUUCACGACCGCCGUAAGGACAUUGGCUAGCCGCGGUCUCAAGCUCCUCAAGUCGAUCGCGGAACUCGAUCUUCGGACACUACAGAGCUUCUUGGGCGCCGAAGGUACAAGUCUGCAAUGGCGAUUGAUAGCGAGUCACCUGAUAACCCGGCUAUCUCGCGAUUCUUUAUCGGACAAAUUGGAAGUGGGAUCUAUGGCGGAUACAAGCGGCAUUCACAUUCUUUCGGAGCUGUUUAUGGUGCUUGGCUACUUCGCCCUCAACAAUUCAGAUAAUCAGCUGGUUCUUCAAUCAGCUGGCGCGGGUCCUAGCGUUCUCCAGCAGUUAUGUACUCUACCGUUCCCCUUUUAUGGAGAUCCCAGAUUGUUACCGUACACUUUGCCGGCACUUCUGACCGCUACGCAUAAUAAUUCCGAGGCAAUGGCGAUAUUGUCUUGUGAGAUGUCGUAUGAGUUGCUGGAGCAGUACAGAAAUUCCGAGGAAGGUAAAUUGAAUCCUUUAGUGCAUUUGCUGAAGGAUAACGCCUAGUCUGCCUCACGUUUUCCGCCCUAAAGGUUUGAUUAGCUUAAUUCCAUUUCUUAGAAUUCUCAUUACAGGCGACUCUCGUAAUCCGCGCGUAUCCAAAUCAUUGGUAUAUCAUUGUCAAUUUACAAUCGUCUGUUUAAUGAGAUACGGAAAAAAGCGUAAGGAGAACAUUUAAAGAUAAGAUUGCAUUUAAUACGUAGUUAAUUUAAUUUAAAAAUUCGUAGCCGCUUUUGUCUAUCGCAUAAUUAGAUAUACUACACAAUCCCGAUAACAGAAACUCUCCGUUAAGUAAGUAAUACGUCGAAUACUAGUGAUUCUUCAAGUCCAGGAAUAAAACUCGAUUUGCAGAGAUAAAGUUAAAUUUACUCGGAAGUUAACGCGAACGAAAGAAAAUAGCACGAACGUUAAUUUAGACCGUUUUACUUCCCAAACCUUGGUGCAACCUAUUUAUGGCUGCAACGUACUGAUGAGACACGCAUGAUAUUCCGUUUUAUAGGCUUGCAAUCUACAUCGAACUUUUCUACAGAGGGUUCUAGAAUCUCUGGAUUUUAUAAUUAGCGAAUAUAAUAAAUAUUUUAAUACAUCAUGUGCAUGUUUCACUAGUAUUAUUAGCGAAAAAUUUUAUAGAACUUUGGAUUUUUGGGGAAUUUGUAAAAUAUUGAUUUAAACAGCGCUUCUCUUGUCGGAAUUAAAAAAAAAAAAAAAAAAAAACAUUUUCCGAAAAGAUAGGAAAAAUAAGAAAUACAAUUAUUAAUAUAUACUUUCGAUUAAUUGCUCGCGGUGAAUGACGUCGCGUUUUGCUUUGUUGAACGUAACGUGUGGAAUAAUUUAUUCCUGCACGUCAGUAACGACUUACGAUCGAAGUUACCUGUCACUUCGGUGUACGGAUGAUGACAUUAAAUGUCACGAUAUCUUCUCCCUUCAAGUUUAAAUUAAAUAGGCGUAUACAUGAAAUUAUCGCAUCGCACUUCGUGAAUUGUCGUUCUGAAUAAUUUAUAUUUUUACAUAUAUUCUAGUAAACAAGCAAAGAUACAAAUUUAAAAAGGAUUGUCUUUUAAAAGGACUCGACGCGAGAAAACAAUGCGCGCGGAUAUGAUUGUUUUCGGAGAUAUCGUUUCGAUUAAUCAAUUUAAAGAGAUGAAAUGAAAAGAUUAUUAAGAAAUUAAUUUCGCGAUAUUAUUUUGGGAUGAUUAUACGCGUAUUACGGAAGAUAUAAUCGAAAUACACGGACUAUCUGUGAAUCUAGUCUAAUUUUAGUAGAUUCUAUAUAUAUAUAUAUAUAUAUUUGCAAUCGUCACACUAUGUGCGUAUCUCUACUCUAUUUUUUACUACCGUCCUCUCCCCCUCGUUUCCACACGUGCCAAUCCUAUCGUGCAAAAAAUGUGUCUUCAAACUGGGCCUUUUUCGCAUAGUAACCGUCGCGUGGUGCGGCCCGAUAAACGGAGAAAGAUGCGUACGUUAAUCACGUGAACUGUGUACCGGAGUAUAAUAAUAUUUAUCUCUGAUCUUUCUUUUUCGAGAAUCAAGUCUAUACCAUUAUUUUAAAAUAAUAUCUCUUGAAAACUUGAAGAAUUUUUAUAGCUAGGCUAUAGGCAAAAUUUUGAAGAAUAUUAUUUUAUAUUAAUUCAAGAGAACGAUGUUGAUUAUAUUAUUUAUUUAUCUCAAGCGCAAUCGUUAUACGAAUCGCGAUAAAUAUUGGUCUUAGAAGGUACGAGUUUUCGUGAUUACAACAGAUGCAUUCGUGCAAUGUCCUGUCAAUGCAAUUGAUAUUUAAGUACUGCACUGUUAAAUAGAGUAUGAAAAAAUUUAUAAAUUUAUUAGUAGUUUGUGGGGCAAUAUUUUCUAUCAAAUUUGUAUUUCGUAAAAACAUGUAUUUGAUUGAAGACGCGAUUGAGUACGCGUUCGUCGUAAGUUUCGAAUUUCCGAACUAAAUAUCUCAAGAAUUUCUCGCGUAAAUCGAACAUGUUUUUGAAUUAGAAUAGAAUUUAUUCAUCUACACGAAACUUUAUAAUCCUAAAUAUAUUAAUAAAUGUAAUUGUGUAACGAGAUGUUUCACAACAAAAAUAAAUGUCUUCUUGCGGAAUUUGAUGGAAAAUAUUGUCUUGCUCAUUAUCGAUUUUUCGAGUGUACAGACACACGCAUACAUGUAGCAAAUAUUUAAUAUCCAGCAAAUAUUUAACAAUUUGAGUCGGACGAAAAAUUCGAGAAUCAUAAAUAUCUCGUGCGUUCGACUUUAAAUAAAAUAUAUAUUUAAUAAUAGUAAUAUAUAUAUAUAUAUAUAUAUAUAUAUAUAUAUAUAUAUAAAAUAUUAUUUAUUAGAAUCUCUCUUUUGCGAAAAUUUCCUCAUUCGAAUAAACUCAGUUUUACUUAAGAGAGGGAAUAAUCUCGGCGAAGCUUUCCCGCAAGCUAAUCGAUAUCGUAUAGAUAUAGUAGAUUAGUAAUUGAGAAUGAAUCGCAAUGUUUAAUGAACUAAUUUAGUGGCGUAGCUUUUUUGUCGAACGCUGACUUUGCGAGAGCGCUCGGCUCGCAGCGUUAUAAGAAACAGAAGCGAUAUUUUUCUACCAUAGUUUGUAUAAAAAUGCGCAUAUGUAAUUCGAUUGGAAAUGAUCCUUUAUUAAAUUAAUAAAUGC